This is a messenger RNA of Penicillium maclennaniae, 1323 nucleotides long. Its product is annotated as nucleoside transmembrane transporter FUN26. The record is from RefSeq and is a predicted model, not a curated record. The transcript is spliced from 2 exons. Gene Ontology annotation, cellular component: plasma membrane; fungal-type vacuole membrane. Lineage: Eukaryota; Fungi; Ascomycota; Eurotiomycetes; Eurotiales; Aspergillaceae. Gene Ontology annotation, molecular function: nucleobase transmembrane transporter activity; nicotinamide riboside transmembrane transporter activity. Gene Ontology annotation, biological process: nucleoside transmembrane transport. The coding region runs from base 1 to 1323 and encodes 440 amino acids.
AUGGACCGUGUUCGCAGACUUAUGACUGAAACGUCGGCCUACGAGCCACUGGAAGACUCCGCGGAGGACGGCGACCACGAUGACUCCCGACGGUCAUCCCGAUUCUCCCGACUGGAGUACAGCGUUUUCUUCCUCCUUGGAGUGGCCAUGCUAUGGGCUUGGAACAUGUUCCUAGCCGCAGCACCCUACUUUCACGACCGUUUCGAAUCAAGUGAAUGGUUUGCCACACAUUACCAGUCCUCCAUUCUCUCCGUUUCAACGGUCACGAACCUUGCAGCCGCGUAUAUCCUCGCCCGAAUGCAGAAGAAUGCGUCCUACCCGGGGCGCAUAACGCUUUCACUGCUUAUUAAUUGCGCCGUUUUCACUCUUCUGGCCUUUUCAACGAUCGUUAUGAAAGACGUCUCUGUGGGUGGCUACUUUGCAUUCUUGAUGAUCAUGGUGUUUGGCGCAAGCUUUGCAACGGGUCUCAACCAGAAUGGUGUCUUUGCCUACGUGGCGGGCUUCGGCAGAGAAGAGUACAUGCAGGCGAUUAUGAGCGGACAGGGAGUGGCUGGUGUUCUGCCGUGUAUUGCACAGAUUCUUUCGGUGCUAGUUGUGUCGAGGAAGCCGGGCCAGAACGGAUCGCCGCAGUCGUCUUCCAAAUCGGCCUUUACUUAUUUCUUAACUGCUACAGUCGUGUCUAUAAUCACCCUGCUAGCUUUCCUUCAUCUUCUCCGACGCCGCCCUAGUGUGCAGUCAAAGGCCCUGGAUGAAGACGACGAUGGAGAGGAUGACCAGGUAGACCAGAAGUCGGUCAGCUUGUGGAUGCUGUUCAAGAAGUUGCGGUAUCUGUCGGUGUCUGUCUUCUUGUGCUUCACAGUCACGAUGAUGUUCUUCCCCGUCUUCACCACGGAGAUUAGGUCUGUUAAUGACCCGGCCAAAUCCCGAAUGUACGACCCAUCUGUGUUCAUUCCGCUUGGAUUCCUCUUCUGGAACAUGGGAGAUCUUGGCGGGAGAAUGCUCGUGGCGAUCCCUCGCUUCUCUCUCGCGCACCGCCCCUGGAUAGCGUUUGUAUUCUCUAUUGCGCGUUUGGGGUUCGCUCCUCUCUAUCUACUCUGCAACAUAAACGGCCGAGGAGCCGUGGUGCAAAGCGAUUUCUUCUAUCUUUGCAUCGUGCAAAUCUUCUUCGGCGCAACCAAUGGCUACUUAGCAUCUAGCUGCAUGAUGGGCGCUAGCAUUUGGGUGUCAGAGGAUGAGAGAGAGGCCGCAGGAGGGUUCAUGGGCAUGAUGCUUGUGGGUGGAUUGACCGCAGGCAGUCUGCUUAGUUUCCUUGUCGCCAGCUGA